Molecule: messenger RNA, 5210 nt
Organism: Galeopterus variegatus (Sunda flying lemur)
Lineage: Eukaryota; Metazoa; Chordata; Mammalia; Dermoptera; Cynocephalidae
Gene: FAM168B
Product: family with sequence similarity 168, member B
Exons: 6
Coding region: 7-594 (195 amino acids)
Source: RefSeq, a predicted model, not a curated record
GAAAUCAUGAAUCCUGUUUAUAGCCCUGGAUCUUCCGGGGUUCCCUAUGCAAAUGCCAAAGGAAUUGGUUAUCCAGCUGGUUUUCCCAUGGGCUAUGCCGCAGCAGCACCUGCCUAUUCUCCUAACAUGUAUCCUGGAGCAAAUCCUACCUUCCAAACAGGUUACACUCCCGGCACACCUUACAAAGUGUCCUGUUCCCCCACCAGUGGGGCCGUGCCACCGUACUCCUCUUCCCCCAACCCCUACCAGACCGCCGUGUACCCCGUGCGAAGUGCCUACCCCCAGCAGAGCCCGUAUGCACAGCAGGGCACGUACUACACACAGCCGCUGUAUGCGGCACCCCCGCACGUCAUCCACCACACCACGGUGGUGCAGCCCAACGGCAUGCCAGCGACAGUGUACCCUGCUCCCAUCCCUCCUCCUAGAGGCAACGGGGUCACCAUGGGCAUGGUGGCUGGGACCACCAUGGCCAUGUCGGCAGGCACCCUGCUGACUGCUCACUCUCCAACUCCUGUUGCCCCCCACCCGGUCACUGUGCCCACAUACCGGGCCCCAGGAACACCCACCUACAGCUAUGUGCCCCCUCAGUGGUGAUCACCCUGCAUAUGUUUGAGGAUGGAGCUGUGCAGUCCCAUCAUUGAGGUUCCACAGCUGGUGCUGCAGGCCUUGCGCCUCCAACCAGGACUUUCUUCUUAAUGCUCUCAACACUUAGCUAAACACGACUACUUCCCAGCCCAGCAGGUCCCAGCGCCGUUAGUCUCCAACUAACUCUGGGUUGGUCUUAAAGCAAAUCCUGUUUUGUGGACUGCCUGGCAAUUUUUAGCUAACUGUAAUGAUAAAAAGGGAGUAUUAAUCUAUUCUGAGUCAUAUCUAGUUGAAUGCAUGUUUUAAAAAAAACAAACAAAAACAAAGCUUGCUCAAUCUACCUGCAGUGACUGAUGCAAAACCAUCAUAUGCAAAAUCCAAAGGAAUGGAAAUGUAUUUUACAACUUGUAUCACUAAUGCACUGUUGUAACGUAUGCAAAGUCUUAAAGUUAUAAGUGUUAAAGUGAAUUCCUUCAUAGAGCAUUUGAAAUAUCUUAGAUGAUUCUUUAACCUUUUGGAGUUGAUGUGGGUUGCCAGUCAGAAACAUGGACUUUUAGUUUUCAGUGACCUGUUUCUUUGGUACUGGCUGCACUGGGAGGGAGUUGCAGGGAUAGGGAGUAGGGAAGCCACAGCUGCUGGGGUGCAGCCAGUUAAUGGGUGUCCCUUUCUUUCCAUUUAGGCUUGGUGGGGUUAGUGGCAUAGGGACACGCUUAAAGAUCAUUAUGAAAGAUGAGACUUGUGUGGCCAGUACAGUUAGGGCGAGGGGGUGGUUUAUGUAUCAGCAAAUUCUCUGCUAUCUAAAUUUUCAUUACAAGUCUCUUACAGAGAGAGACAACAUUUUAUAUAUCUGUAUUGGAAAAGUCGUAAGUAGAUCUAAAUUAUUUUCCUGGAAUGGAAGAUAUGUGAAUGAGAAACAGCCACACCUGGAUGAGGUAUUGUUGUCUGCUUUAUUUAGCUUAGAAAAUCAUUCCAUUUUUUCUUGAGAAAUGUUUGAGUCAGCUAAAAACAUGUAAGCAUCGCUGUUUUUCCCCCACAAAGAAGGACAAAGAUUUCAGCUGUAUGUUAUGAAGAAAGUUGUAUAUUUAAGAAUGAUUAAAAGGGAACAAAAUUUUAUUUAAAAUUUCUCAUGUUUCUUGUAGAGUGGCAGGGCCGUGGAUAUGUCUGCAAAUGUAGAAACCUGUAGCUUCUCCUGGGAUCAUCCACCUGAUGGUGACUCGACCUCUGUGACAGGCUGGAGGGGACUCCUAGGGACAGGGCAAGGGGAGCAGGGCUGGUGUCUGUUGUCUGUGAGCCUCUUCUGCCAUCUCUUUUUGCAACUGAAGACACUCAGCGCACAGCAGGUGCAGACAGCAGAAAGGGCUGGGCAGCUCGGAGUGCACUUACCUGCCAGUCUUUAUUAUGGAAAGGAUAUUGAGUUUAAAAUCUGAAUAUUGUAUAUAAGAAAUCAAGAGGAUUUUUUUUUUUGGCCUAAAUGUGCGCACUUGUAUUGAUAGGAGUGUGUGUCUGUUCUCAGUUAGGGUCAGAGGGGGUGGGGGUUGUGAAGACUGUUCCCUUUCAGUAGUCUGUUGGGGGGACGAGGGGGUGCAUCCUAUUUCCACCCAAGUACUGUGGGCUUUGGUUGGGGAGGGGACUCUGCUCUUACAUCUCUGGCAGCUAGGUCAGGGCUGUGACGCUGAUGUAGAGGAUGCCUCAUUAGCGUUCAGUCCCAGUUUGUGGGUGGGACACCUGACCACUGAGCCUUUGGUAACCUUAUUUUUUAUAGUAAGUACUCUUCAUAUUUUUCUUUUUCACAUUUUAUUUUAUAAGAAGUGUAGGUUAUUUUUGCAUGGAUCAUUGUAAACAAGAUUUCUUAUUCCUAAUGUCUAUUAACAUAGAAUGUUUACUGGUAAGUACUUUAAAUUGCUUCAUGAGCACUUAACCCACGUGCGUGUGCACGCGCACGUGUGUGUGUGUUUAGCCAUCAUUUUCCCCAGCCAUUCAGUCUGUGUUCAUAUCUUUAAGUCUGUGUUGGUGACUCCAUCUGUAUAGUGGAUGGUUUGCAUAUAUCAGUAGGUUCUGAGGGUUCCAGGAGCUCAAAUGACCGAGUAACAGAGAAGUCAGUUUCCCCAAUUGACUGAAAAUAGAUUAGGAGAAAAUACUCACAGUUUUAGUGCAUGCUUUAAAAAAGCCUCACAAAACAAAAAUGAAAACACACACACACCUCUGCACAUAAGGGGUGAAGUCAUUCACAUUUAGGAGGAAGUUUUAAGAAUUAUAUAGGAUGUCUCAGGCUUAUUUGAGACUUGGCACACACACGGUGAGUGCUUUCACAAGCGCUCAAUUAAAUGGUGUUCAAGAGAAAAGAGUGGGUUGCGCUCCCCCCCCCCAUUUACAUCAACUUCAUGAAAACUUUUCUUCCUCCCUAUAAUUAUUUUUUCUUAAUAUUUUUUUCCCUUUCAUGAAGCUGAGUUGAGAUUUUAUCAGAUGCUUUUUUUUUUUCCUUUUCAAUUUGAAACUAUGAGGGCAUCAGCUAUCAGAUAUGAUGAAAGGUAGAUCUUAUCAGGUAAUAUGAACAGUGACAAAACUGUCAUAGGUUGUAAUUUUAGCAGUAUUCAGUUCCAGUAAAAUUAAUUAAGGAAUAGAAUUUGGGUCAAAAUUGUUACAGUCUUGCAUAAUUUGGCAUCCCAAGCAUAUUGUAGAAAUAUUCUAAGAAAUCUUGCUUUUUGUGUGUGACAUUCCUAAUUUGAGAGUCUUUCAGCUGAAGUAUUCUUUUAGAAUUGAGACAGGCAAGCAAAGGACCUAAUUCCUGUAAACAUGGACAUCAUUGUGGAUAUUUUAAGGUUUUUGUUCUGCACCUUCUCUGAGGCUUGAGAGUUGUGUUCUAUCAGCUGUGUAGCUACUGCUGUUUCUCUGCUCAUAGAAAUCUUGUUUGGAUCUGGGCUGGGAGGUUGCAUGUUUCAUGUGGAGAGAGUGUCUCUCCAUGAGCUCGCUGCCUCUGAGAAGUGAGGCCAACCUUAGGGCCAGGGCCAGUCAUGGGAACAGACACAAAGGCACUUCCAGAACCAUCUUCUAAGAACAUUCUUGUUGGUCUGGUUGUUAGAUCUGCCAGUUGCUAUUUUGUGAAACUGUUGAGUGCUAUGCAAAUGUAGUGUUUACUGGAGAUGAGGGGGGUCCUGAGCCUCAGGCUGGGCACCUGGUCAGUGAGUGUCCUUUCCUUCCCCAGCUGGGCAUACAGUGCCUUGCUCCACCUGGUAGCAUCAUCUGGCUGUGAUGAAUGAUGUCUAGGAAGUGAUUUGCCUGUGUCUUUUGGGGGGCAUGUCAAUAAUGAAAUGAAAUAGAUUCUUAACAGCAAGUUGUCACCACACAGGGUAUCUGUGAGUGGGCCAGUGGGUGGUGGGGAAGGGCUGGCACACACUAUCUGUAUAAUAUGGGAGGUCUGCUUUAGAAAGGAGAUCCAGUUUUCAUCAUCGUCUGUCCUUUUUAAACGUUGGAAAACAGUAUUACUCUGACCACCUGGCCACUUUCUCCUCCUCCGGCAGCUGAUGUGGUUGGACACCUCAGUCACUGACAGCCUGGGUAUCGCCCAGGACAGGACCUCCAGUGGGUGCAGCGGCAGGGGUGGGGAUGGGGGGUGGCUUGAGGUGGGCUGCAGCAUCUGGUCUUUCUGGUGCUUUUUAAAGAGCAGUGUGGUUGACUUACGGGAGGGCAAAGAGCUUAGCUGUCCUCCCCAGCACAUCUCGUGUGUAUGCAUGCGUGUGCGCACGUGUACACAUAUGUGUGCAUGUUUUCUCUGAGCUGCUUGUUACUCAGCCUGAGCUUUUUGAACAGUGGCAGACUUUGACUAUAUUGCAGAUGAUACACUGGUGCGGGGGAGGGUGUGCUCAUUUAGGAUAGAAAGUGGCAAAGUUGAUCUGGCAUGUAUUUCAGAGGGUGUCUCUCUUUUCCCUGCAACCCAUUCAUUUGAAGAACAGAACACCUGUGAGGAAAGCCUUGUUUUAGUCCACAGGACUAAAUAAAGUCACUUGGGAUAGGAAGGCAGAGGAGCAGCAUAGCAUCUCUGUUCAGUGAACCCCGGCGAGCUUCAGAAGGGGUGGAAUGUUCCCAGGAAUGGCAGGACAGGCGUCUGCUCACGUGGUAUGGCGUUCCACCCAGCGAGCAGCUGCCCCUUUGGAGUUUCUUCCAUGGGUCUUAUCUGCAGACUAGUAGGCAGCAGAAUACACUACUUGGGCCAGAUCUGAGACGGCUGUUUUGAGCUCCUGGCAGGGUUGCUGUGAUGGCCACUUGGAGCAGAGGCUUCAAGGAGCCUCAUGGGUUGUGACUGAAUAGGAAAUGGUUCCUUUUUUUUAAAAAAUGGUUUUUAAAUACUAUUUUUUACACUGUUCUCUUGGUACUUUUUUUAAGCUUAAGUCAGCAUUGUCUUCCAGUGUUAAAGGCAUCCCUCACCUCUGCAUUGAACUUAGGUGUCAAUACAAAGGAAUUGAACAUCCAUCCUGAGCCAGUUCAAUUAGGUGUAAAUUCAUACUAUUUUAAUUUUUUUUGCAAUCUGAUGAGUAGAUGAGCUCAGAUUUAAAAUUCUCAAAAGCACGUUUAUUGUAACAAGAAUUGUUAUGUACUGCAGUUUUCAAUAAAGAUUGACUUGUGUUGCA